Molecule: messenger RNA, 1897 nt
Organism: Scylla paramamosain (green mud crab)
Lineage: Eukaryota; Metazoa; Arthropoda; Malacostraca; Decapoda; Portunidae
Exons: 7
Coding region: 16-1335 (439 amino acids)
Source: RefSeq, a predicted model, not a curated record
AGGUUUCAUGGGAACAUGGAAAAACUGUACAUUGGUAAUAUUACAAUCAAGGAAGCACAACCAUGGCACCUUGAGAGAUUACGAAAUGGUGCGGAGAUUCCUGAUAAUGACUUCAAGCCGCCUGAACCACAGCGCCUCACUCUGAACGAAGCAGUGGAAAUAAGAGGUUGUCACGCACUGGAAGCAUACAUGUACGUACAAAUGAAGAUUUCCUUGCUCUUCAUGUUUGUGACCUGCCUGGCCUGCACAGUCGUUCAGUCACUGCAGGGAAGUCCUGGCGAACUACGUAACACUCAGUCCGUAGCUAUGCUGGAGUUGAGGAGGGUAAAUCGUCCAUCAUCAUCCCAAAAUACAGACCAUAAUGUGAAGAUUGUGCUAGACCAACAAAAGUCUCUUCCGACCCUACAUCACUGGGUUCUCACAAUUGUUAGAAAAAAUAAUACACAGAGUGUCUAUGAAGUGCACGCCGAAGAUGCUUACCAGAAAGAGAUGGAAUUUGAAGCAGAUUUAACUGAUGGUACUUACGUGUACAUCGCAGGCAAAGAUUCGCAAGACAUCACUCUUAUCAACAGUUUCACUGAGUUAAAUAAAUUCUUCUUAAGCAGCCGCGUAGCCAGAGUCGGGACUGAGUACGACGAGAGUGUGUCUUCAUUAAGGGUGUGGCCUGGCGACAUAACUGAAGACGUGACGGUUGGGCAGCACUGGUGUCAGAGAAAAGGAUUUCCCUGCUACUACCUUUCGACCACACUGCCACGUGACGUGCCUCGCUGUGUCAACAACUAUAACGAUGUGAAACAGUGCGACGAUUUCAUUACAGACUUUCAAAAAUUCUCUGGAAGUCCUAAACUGAAUAUUACAUCAGACGGCUUGUUGACGGUUGAAGCCAGUGUGGACAGCAACUCCGUCAGGAUGGAGGCUGUAGUGUUCGAUCCUCAAGACCCCACCAAGAUUUUUUCUCCAGAAAACUACGAGUGCCAGCUGGAGGUGAAGCAAGGAGUAGUGAACUGUCAACAGAAACUUAAAGACACUGGUAAUCAGCAAAAAUUUAGGGUUCUUCUGGUGUCUCUUAAUCAAGAAGGUUAUGUUCUACGAUCAGCAAUGGAAUCCUUUGGAGAUGAUCCUGGUCGCUCGUCUGCCUCCACUGGCGUCAUCGUGGGAUCAGUUGUCGGCGGAGUGUUCGGCGCGGCUCUCCUGGCUGGUGCUGCUGUUUUCUUCAUAAAGAAGAAGAAGGGUAGUAGUAACAUGAAUAAGCCGUUCAGACAAAAAGAUAUAUCUUCUGAAAGGUACGAUAUUGUUUCCGUCCGUGAUCACUCGUCAAAACCGAUGGACGCCUGAGUUCUCUCCGUCCCUCCUGCGUUGCUUCUUGGUUAUGAAAUGCUGGAUUGCAUUGUUAGAAAGUAAUUCAGAUACAAGUACAUCUAUUUUGUAUAUCAAUGUCUAUGUACCUCAGGAAGUAAUGGUUGCCGUGUUAACUUUACUGUAAGUUUAAAAUGUUAUCGUCUAUAUACGGUACCAUAAAUGAGGCGCGCGGCGCAACAACGACGUAACCGAGAAAUGGAAGUUUCGAGAAAAACGCGCUCAAAGUUAAACACUGAUUGCGCACAAUAGGAUACCCUUAAAUAAGUAAGUAUUAUACAUCAUUUGAAAGGUCUUGGGUAGUUCUGUUUGGGGAUGUAGGUUUCGAAGUGAUAGGUGACGAUUUUGGGUGGAUGACUUACGCGUUAAUUAACGCGUAUACCGUAGGUAAUAAUUUUUUUCCCCGAUAUUGUUUUCAUUUGUUAAUAAUGUGUUAGAGCCUAUUACACAUAGUAUUAGGUGAAAGUUUCAUGAAGAUUGGUACAUAAAUAAAUUUUUUAUGAAUUUUUUUCCGAGCGUAAAAAAUAAAACUUACUCAUUA